AUGAACGCCAAGAUGGGUGGUGUUCCAUAUAAAUCCAAGGGGUGCAAUACAUGCCGACGACGAAAAGUCAGGUGCGAUGAGACGAAGCCGGAAUGCAUGCGAUGCGUGAAGAACGGGCAUGAGUGCCUGGGCUAUGAGAGGCGUCGCGUGUUCAUUCAGGGAGCAAGUAAAACCUCGCAUACUCUUGCUCAUCGACCCCGAGAUCCACCAGCAGAGCAAUCAUCAAGCAGCGAGACAUCUAGUUCUAGUUCUCCCGAAGCAGACUCUGAUAUUCCCUGGUUUGAUGUGAAUCCUGAGACGCGGAUUCAAUUUGUGGCCAACUUUGUUGAUUGCUUCGAGCCUUCGGCUGUGAUUCGAGAUGGGAAAUAUCGCACCUUUACGCAUCUUCAGGACACUUUCCCCGGCUUUGUUGGCAGCAGUCCAGUCCUUGAUAAGGCCGCGACGGCGCUGAGCGCGGCCUUUCUUGCCAAGACGAAACAAAAUAAUGAUUUACUAACGUACAGUACGAGACUUUAUGGCCAAAUUCUCCAGACUGUCCAUAGCCGGAUUCGUUCCGGGCGAAAGUGUGGCCAGGACUUGCUGUUUGCUACAGUGAUCUUUCAGAUUUACGAGUUGGUCAAUUGCUCGCCCCUUGGGUUCCGUGCGUGGCUGGCCCACGUUCAAGGAAGCAAUGCCAUCCUGGCCCAGUAUAAUAGUCCAAGUCCGCUCAGUGUGACAGAGCAUCUAUUCCGCCGGCAGUUGAAAUUCGUUACGGUGUGCGAUGCAGUCGGCAUGCGCAAAUCUGCGUACAAUUACAGCCAAUUCUGGCAGAAUCCGCCGCCAGAAAACCCCUGGCGAGAACCGGUCGACAUUAUACUUGAUUCUAUCAUGGAAUGUUCGUCACUCAUGGAACAAGUUGACAGUCUAAUUCAGUCUGGAGACCCGAGUGUGCGAAGGGAAUACGAAAAAGGAGAACAAUUGCUUGGUUCAUGUUUAUCCUUUAAAGAUCAACUUGAUAUUGACUUUCGUGGGAUGCAAAAAGUGCUUGGGAUUCCAUGGUCUUUCCCACAACAAGAACCUUUCUGGAGUGAACUUGACCACACCAUUCCACAAGAUAUAUUUCCCGACGCCAUUGACUAUCCGUCUCUCACUUGUUCCGAAUCCCAUCUACUUUGGUGGACAACUUUUAUACUGCUUUACCCUCUCAUUGAUGAGCUUCUCAUAUUUCUUGGUCGGCCACGAAGCAAUGUUCAAUUCACAUUGUGGGAUGUUCCACCUUCCUAUGACCCGGCCGCCUCAACUACCACACUAGUCAACGACCUUCCCGAAGACGUCCUCGCUGUGGCUGAACAUUACGCUAACCUGAUAUGCCGUUCUGCGAAGUUUCUUGUCCAACCUCAAGCGAAAGGCAUGGGCGCUCAAAUAUUGCUUGCUCCGUUCAGUCAAGCAACCCAAUUCUAUCACAGCCGGGGGGCUACUGAUAAGCACCGAUGGUGUCAGACAGUGUUCAUGUGCCUCCCAAAGCUGGGCUUUGGCAUAGCUCCUUUCUUGAAGGAUAUGAUCUGGCCCAAAUAUGAGGUUGCGACUGCAAAGAAAGCUCAAUCGUCCUCGCCAGAAUCGGCAGAGUCAAGUAGUUGA
This is a messenger RNA of Penicillium cataractarum, 1617 nucleotides long. RefSeq names its product Zn(II)2Cys6 transcription factor domain-containing protein. The transcript has 4 exons. Gene Ontology annotation, biological process: regulation of DNA-templated transcription. NCBI's taxonomy places the organism in Eukaryota, Fungi, Ascomycota, Eurotiomycetes, Eurotiales, Aspergillaceae. Bases 1 to 1617 code for a protein of 538 amino acids. The record is from RefSeq and is a predicted model, not a curated record. Gene Ontology annotation, molecular function: DNA-binding transcription factor activity, RNA polymerase II-specific; zinc ion binding.